UGAUGAGAAGUUUAUCUAAAUCAGGUCUCGGCUCAGAGUGGUAUCACAGUCAUAAUUUCAAAAAAGAAUUAGCUAAGAAAACGAAGAAAACUUCUUCAAUUAUUUUCUUCUUAAAGAAACCGAUGCAAAGAGUGAUCAGACAAAACGCUGACCUCGCUGCGUUUCGCUCAUUCGAACUGAAUUCCUACUUGAAACGACUUCGUAGAAAGAAGAGGGUAAAAGAAAUGGCACCCUUCAAAGCUCUGGAGCUAGAGUACCCAAUAAUCGACUCCAAUUUCCAGACUUUUUGCGCCUCACAUGGCAUUCUCUCAGUGGAAGAUUUCCUCAUUCACGACCUGUAUGAGUUGGCUGCGUUUGCAAAACAACAGCCCACCUCGGAAAAACUAGAGCAGGGCAUUACCCAGAUCCUCUCUAUUAUUGAUGCUCAGCACCAACCAUGGGUGAAUGGUAUGCAACUUUUAGAUGAUGCUCUACAUAGGAAACACGUAAUUCCAACUGGCUGUGAAGGGGUUGAUUUGUUACUGGGAGGUGGAUUACUUGAGGGACAAUUAACUGAACUUGUUGGGCCGUCAUCUUCUGGUAAAACGCAAGUCUGCCUGCUUGCUGCCUCAUAUCUUGCAUCAAAGCACAUGGGUACUGUUGUAUAUCUAGACACAGGAAACUCUUUCUCCACCCAACGAAUUGCAGAGUUUGUUGGUCGAUUCUCUAACCACAUGUUUAGUCAGGUUAUACCAUUACUUUUGGGCCAAAGGAAUUUUCAGAAAGUAAUGAACAACAUCUUGUGCCAUUCCGUGUUUGACAUCUUUACAAUGUUCAAUGUGUUACAUCAGCUGGAGUUCAAUUUGAAAUCUCAGCUGCAGAAAGGAGGGCAGGUGCGGUUGCUUAUUGUUGAUUCGAUCUCUUCACUAAUUACCCCAAUUCUUGGGAAUAUAGGUUCACAGGGACGUGCUUUGAUGACAUCUGCUGGAUAUUUGUUAAAGAAAUUAGCACAUGAGCAUAAUAUUGUGGUACUGGUGACCAAUCACACAGUAGGUGGAGAGAGAGGUAUUCCAAAACCAGCUCUUGGCCAGAUCUGGAAGACCGUCGCACAUGUGAGGCUUCUGCUUUCCGCUGACCAUGGAAAUGAUACCCGGAGUAUUUCUGUGCUAAAACACCCAUCUAUGGCUUCUGGCAAGGUUGCAAGGUUUAGAGUGUAGGGGGAAUAGCAUACAUGCAAUAUAUUAGGAAGAGUGAAUCAUUGAGAAUUCAAGCUGUUCUUUAAGAGGAGCUGUUAGCAGCCUUAAUGUAAUUUCUCUCUUUCUGCGGUAGAGAUUCUGACCAUCAAUUAACUAGGAACUGGCCUGGCCCUUAUUACACCAAUUAGUUCCCAUCUUGAGAACGCAAAUCAGCUCAGGGUUUCUAAAUGCACCUAACUAUUGAAUCAAUAUAUUCAGCAUCCAAGACAGUUCCAGUUUUCUUAUUUGGUCAAAAGUGCAGCCAUCUUUUGAAGAAGCAGGAGACUAAAUUCUACACUCUCUUUUGUCUUAUAGCAAUACUUCUGUGCUGUCAUGAACGUGUUGAGCCCUGAUGAGCUCAGCUAGCUUUAUAUACAGCUGCAGUUAGAAUAUUGUUAGUCUACGUAGUUUAAUUUCUCUGUAUUAGUAGAUUCCUCACCCAGAGCAGUUGCAAUAUUUUAUUUUAUUUUAUUUUAUAAUAAUAAUAAUUAUUAUUAUUUUUUACUGGCAA
Messenger RNA from Rosa rugosa (rugosa rose), 1725 nucleotides. Its product is annotated as DNA repair protein RAD51 homolog 4. The transcript is spliced from 10 exons. Gene Ontology annotation, cellular component: replication fork; Rad51B-Rad51C-Rad51D-XRCC2 complex; centrosome. The record is from RefSeq and is a predicted model, not a curated record. Gene Ontology annotation, biological process: DNA strand invasion; double-strand break repair via homologous recombination; reciprocal meiotic recombination. Gene Ontology annotation, molecular function: four-way junction DNA binding; ATP hydrolysis activity; single-stranded DNA binding. The coding region runs from base 3 to 1196 and encodes 397 amino acids. NCBI's taxonomy places the organism in Eukaryota, Viridiplantae, Streptophyta, Magnoliopsida, Rosales, Rosaceae.